This is a messenger RNA of Juglans microcarpa x Juglans regia, 1373 nucleotides long. RefSeq lists its product as uncharacterized. The transcript is spliced from 9 exons. The coding region runs from base 185 to 1174 and encodes 329 amino acids. Lineage: Eukaryota; Viridiplantae; Streptophyta; Magnoliopsida; Fagales; Juglandaceae. The record is from RefSeq and is a predicted model, not a curated record.
GCACCAACCAAGGGUUACACAUACGGCUUCCGGGCGAGGCAUAGGUUGUAUCCUUUCUUUCGUAUGUUUGAUCGAGACACAGAUCGAUCGAACUGCCGUUUUGAGUUAGCAAAGGCUGUAUAUAAAGCUGAUCCUGACCCCAAACAAGAAAGCAAUCUCAGCUCUGCGUCUUCUCUGGACGAAGAUGAAGAUCAAGGCAGCUUCUUCUAUUGUGGUGGUGGCCUUGAUUUCAGCUCUGCUUCCAUGUGGGCGGGCCCUGCCUUCAACCACCGCGCCCGCCUUUCUCUGGUCACCUUACCUUCAUCAUGAUUCGUUCUCAAGUUAUGUGGUUAAGGAUGUUGUAAACUAUCAGACCAUCUAUUCGAAGGAUAUAGCAAGGUCUAUUCUGACUGAAGGUGGCUGGUCAAACAUACUGUGCUCAGGGAAUAAACUUCAGCACCCUGUGGAUCUAGCACUUGUCUUUGUUGGUAGAGAGUUGCGAUCUUCAGAUAUUUCAGCUGGCAAACAUGUAGACUCAGCUAUUGUUGACUUGCUCAAGGUCUCUUUCACAAGAUCUAAAUUCUCUAUUGCAUUCCCAUAUAUUGCUGCAUCGGAGGAGGAGACAAUGGAAAAUUUGUUGGUUUCAGGGUUUAUGGAAACUUGUGGGCAUAAUUUAGGAAUCACUAAUGUUACUUUCCUGGGGUCCUGUUCUGUAGAGGAUGGGAAGUUUCAAAAACUUGCAGACCUGCACUCAAUACAUGAUUAUCUGGUUUCAAGGAGUGGAAAGAGGCAGAAGGGGCAAGCAGAUUUGGUUGUGUUCUGCCAUGGAGGGUCUCAUAGCUCAAAAGAUCUUGACCAACCACAAUCUGAGAUCAAAUCUGCAGGUGAGAUUUUGUCUGAGCUGAUCAAUUUUGUGGAGCAGUCUGGAGCGAAAUAUGCAGCUCUCUAUGUUUCUGAUCCCUUAAGGUCACCUCAUUAUCCUUCUUCUCAGGAGCUGGGAAGGUUUCUUGCUGAAAAUGCCUCAGGAAAUCAAUCAGCCAAUUCUACAAUCUGUGAUGAAGUUUGCCAGAUUAAAUCAUCACUUCUGGAGGGACUUCUAGUUGCCAUUGUUUUGCUCAUAAUCUUAAUAUCGGGUAUUUGCUGUAUGAUGGGCAUUGACACUCCAACAAGAUUUGAGACACUCCAAGAGACUUGAUUUGUUACUUUUGCAAGGUAAUACCUAUCUGAUGUGGUCCGGGUCUUCUAUUUGAGGUAUUGGUGAAGUUGUUUGGAACACAGUUACAGCGGACAAUGAUGUUUUAGCGUGCAAUUCACUUGCUCUAGGACAAUAUAUUGUGUUGAAAUAAUGAAGAAUCAUGUAAUUUUUGUCAAAUUAUAAUGUUCAUUUCAGUUUA